Messenger RNA from Leucoraja erinaceus (little skate), 1855 nucleotides. RefSeq names its product oxidoreductase NAD-binding domain containing 1 (gene oxnad1). Bases 16 to 1389 code for a protein of 457 amino acids. Lineage: Eukaryota; Metazoa; Chordata; Chondrichthyes; Rajiformes; Rajidae. The record is from RefSeq and is a predicted model, not a curated record. Gene Ontology annotation, cellular component: mitochondrion. The transcript is spliced from 7 exons. Gene Ontology annotation, molecular function: oxidoreductase activity.
UGUUUUGUGUAAUUUAUGCAUAAUUUAUAUCUGUGUUUGAGCUUACGUGCCUGCGAUGCUGCUGCAAGCAAGAUUUUCAUUGUACUUGCACCUCACCGUACUUGUGCGUGUGACAAUUUGAGGAGUAAAAUCUUCAGGGGAAAUCUGUCUCCCCGGCCUGAUUUUAGCGAGUUGAGCGAAGCAGACAACACAUGUACAGACACACCGCAGCUCCCAUCUUGCAGGAGGCUGGGUGGGUGGGUGGAGGGAACGUCACGUGACAAGAGCAGCGCCGGCUUCGGCGAUUGUGACGCACUUCCCGGUCUGGCGGCGGCUGCUCUUUUGAAUUUAAAGCGUCCGGUAGCGGAGCGUGUGAUAAGCAGCGCGAGCGGCGGCCGGUACGAGCUGCCAAUCACUAGCGGCGGGUGUAGCAGCUGCAACCCGGGAAUGGCCUUGACUGUGGCGGCGCUUCGGACCUUGCUGCGGGCCGCUGCCAGUGCACCGACUGCCCGCUUCUCACCCCCAUCCUCCCUGCUGCAGCCGCACUCGUUAUCCGGGCCCGGCUUUCUGUGUCACUGCAAACUGAUGAGCAGGAAUGUAUCAUCAAGAAGGAAAGCAGAUCAUCUGGAAAGAACAAUCAACAACUUCCGUCAAGAGAUGAUUGCUCAAGCAAAAGUAUGCGGGAUAGUUCAUGAAUCUGAGACCGUUAAGAGACUACGCCUUGCUGUGAUGAACAAAGAUUUCACCUUCAAAGCAGGACAAUGGGUAGACUUCUUUAUUCCUGGCAUAUCUAAAGUUGGUGGAUUUUCCAUCUGUUCAAGUCCGGGGCAAUUGGAGAGAGAAGGUGUGAUGGAGCUGGCAGUAAAAUACAGCAAGCAUCCUCCUGCCCACUGGAUUCAUUCACAGUGUGAGAUUGGUUCGGAGGUAACUCUUCGUGUAGGAGGUGAUUUCUUCUUUGACCCUCGUCCUUCAGAUUCUCCGGUGGAUCUAUUAUUGGUUGCAGGUGGUGUGGGCAUAAAUCCCUUGUAUUCUAUACUCUUGCACGCUGCUGAUCUCCACAGAUUACAAGGAACGGAGCAUUGUAAAUACAAGCCAGGAUCGGUACAGCUCUACUUCAGUGCUAAGAACAUGGAAGAGCUGCUUUUCAAGAGAAAUAUCAUAAACCUAGCAAAGGAGUUUUCUGGAAAGAUCAGUUGUCAUUUUCAUGUGACACAGCAAAGCUCUGAAGUACCUGAAGAAAUCUUGCCUUACAUAACUGUUGGAAGAAUAUCUGAAGAUACAUUGGCACAUGUGUCAAAGGAUAACCUCUGUUACAUUUGUGGACCACCUCCAAUGAUAGAGUCUGUUUCUCAACAGCUGGAAAAACUUGGUGUUCCUAAAGAAAGCAUAUUUUUUGAGAAGUGGUGGUAGUGAGAAUCUGAAAAGGCAAUUGAUCUUAUUCUGGUAAUAUGGCAGCAUAUUAUUUUGUAUUGCACAUUAUUGCAAAGUGGCCUGUAUUUGAAUUUUAUUCCCAGUUAAAAGUAAUGCAUGAUGCAGAACUUGGAGUUUGAGAUUGAUAUCAUUGGGUAUUAUGUUAUUCCAAUGAAGAAUGUAUUCAAAUUAUAUUGUAUGUCAUAAAUUAUGUUAUAUUGCUUCUCUGAAAAACCUAAAAUACUCAGUAAAAGUUUAGUUUUUGGACUUUUCUGAACGAACUACGAAAAAUCUAAUUUAUUUCUACAUUUCUUUGGUAGACAUUUGAAACUUAAGCUGCCACCAUUAUCAUCAUAUCAAUGCAAUUUUUCUUUGGGACCUGUCUCUAAUACCACAGUCGAGAAACUGGAUCUCAGUCCAACUCCUGCUGCACAUUGCAUGAUGUCAGCUUGCACAUCAUGAAUAA